Colletotrichum phormii is the source of this 1726-nucleotide messenger RNA. RefSeq lists its product as uncharacterized. Lineage: Eukaryota; Fungi; Ascomycota; Sordariomycetes; Glomerellales; Glomerellaceae. Bases 226 to 1260 code for a protein of 344 amino acids. Gene Ontology annotation, biological process: SREBP signaling pathway. The transcript has 2 exons. Gene Ontology annotation, cellular component: Dsc E3 ubiquitin ligase complex; endoplasmic reticulum. The record is from RefSeq and is a predicted model, not a curated record.
UGGCGUCACUCUUGGUAUCCCUGCAGCUGGCCUCGGUCGGCUUUUAUCCACACCUGUUCGCAUCACGGUCCCCAACGGUCGGGAAUAUCCUCAUUCAUGCUUCUAUCUUGACAGCCACCUCUAAUUCCCCGCGCCGUCAUCUGCCGAUUUGCUGGAGUAUGUGAAGCGUCGCUCUUGUCGCCACGCUGCAGGAAUCUCCGCCGACACAAAUGAGGCCAACGAGCUAUGAUCGAUGAUGCCGCGCCAGAGACCCUGCCAGGCCGAUCAAUCCCUCUCGGGAACGAUCAGGAGGAUGGCAGAGGGGAUCCAGAGCCUUCAAACCGCGCCGAUGAUGCAGAAGCUCGAAGCUCUAGAAGAAGGCGACGGCGGAAACAUCGAAAGAUCAAUCCGGGCCUGGCAAGGAAGUUCGACUUCAUGACCCAAUUACUGCGAAAUCUCGACUCCUUGGUAUACGCAGAGCUAUGCACGUUAUACUACAUGGAGUGCUCCAUCUUCCGCUUUGCAGUUCGCGUCUAUGGACAACACCACUGGCUUACACCGAAGCCUGACGACUACCCAUUAACUAUGGCGGCGGCCCGGUCACAAGUAAUAUCGGUGUUUGUCCCGAACUUGCUCUGUGUCCUGUUACAUAUUUUUGCAUCCCUACCUGUAGCUGGCGAAGCUGCUCGUGGUUAUCUCCAUGGCGGUGUCAUCGUCGAUUUCAUCGGGCAGAAACCACCAACCUCGAGGCUUACUUUCCUAGCCCUCGACUGCAUUAUACUGGCUGUGCAGUGUCUCAUGCUUGCUGUGCACGCCGAGCGAGAGAAGCUACGGCCCAUUGUACGGCCACUGUUAUUCCGCUUGCCCCCGGCAUUAGAAGAGACGAUCGGCCUUUCGACUCAAGAUCACGAUGCUGAGGAGCGAGGGGUGUUGAGAGAUGCACCUGGACUCGACUUGGAAGGCGCAGACAGUGUGGAGCUCCAGCCUUUGCGACCCAACGGCGAUGCCGAAAAUAGCCAGGAGUCCGAACGAAGGCGAUCCUCGAGACGGCGCUCGUCCUCAAACGCUGCCAGCGGGAUGCAUUUAUUCGACGUUCUGAGCUCAGGGAAUGGCGUUUUGGGAGAUUUCCACAUAUCUCACACUAUUAGACAUGCCACCACUGAUUACUGGGGAGCGGCCGGCCACUCGCUUCAAACCCUGGGUUAUACCGCGACAUUGACGAGACUAUCCGCGAUGAGGCGGAUGCCGCAACUAGAACGCAAUCAGAUGAAUCAGAGGUAGUCUAGAUGGUAUCAUGAUAUCCAAUGGCAAUUGAUCUUCAAUUGUGCCGUCGCAUUCUGGUAUCUUAAGCAAUUUUGCGACCAACAUUACCAACACCGCUUCCCUUGACCGAAACAAGAAUAUCGUUCGACUCGUCGUCUUCGACGUCCCUUAAACCCCAACUACUCGCGCCGAAUGUUCGCAAGUCCCGCGCGAGCCCAACCAUCUCUUCUGAUCCAAUGACAUCUCUUCCUAUUCUCAAUCUGCCCACAUCUUCAGAUCCCAUAGCCAUCAAAGUCAUGAUAGUGCUGGCUGAUGUUUUGCUGAUACAUCCACCCUGCGCAAUGGUUUCCAGCAGUUGAUAGGCACAAUUCUUGCCAAUAUCUUCGGGGACCACGCCGCCCACGGGUGGCGCCACCACAUCUGCCGAGUAGAGGACUCCGACAGAGCUUGAUUCAGCGACCAAACUCAGACCGAAACCAAUACC